GAGAGGGGGAAUGCAAGGGAGCAAGUCUUGCCUGGCGAGCAAAAGGAGAUGGCCAUGGCGAGCAACGUGGGGCAAGAGAGCGAGAUGAGCAAGCUGAAACAUCAGGACGAGCUGGCUGAGCAAAGGAGGAAACACACAGAAGCGAUCAACGCGAUGAAGAAAGACUACGAGGAGAGGCUGCAGGCUGCUGAUCGUUACGCCAAGGACGCUAUCGACUCGCUGAAUGCCGUCAUCGCGAUGAAGGAUGAAGAGCUUCAGGGGAUCAGAGGAGGAGACGAUGAGGGUGAGCGCCUGAGACAGGAGUUGGCAGAGAAGGAAGAGGCGAUCGUGAAGCUGCAAGAGAUUGUCGCGUCCGAGAUUGCUGAGCGAGAAGCAAUGAACCAGGAGCUUGAUUCUGCAAGGAAGCAGAUCAAGGACCUCCAAGUCCUGCUGAAACAGAAGAGCGAUCAGAUGGCUGAGCUCAACAAGAAGGAGGACCUCAGCAGGCAGGUCAAGGAGCAGAGUGGAGCGGUCGACAAUCUCUUGGUACAGCUGCAGAAGCAACAAGAAGUUAUCGAGGAGAUGAAGCAACAGCUGCAGGAGAGUGAGCAGCAGGCAGAAGAGCUGGCCCAGUGCAAGACUGUGAUCGAGCAGCUCGAGAAGCACAAGAGCGAGGUCGAUGGAUUCCUGGACACUGUGGUGGAGGAGCGAAGGCACAGGGACAUGGUGGUGGAGGAGCUGAAGAAGCUGAGGAUCAUGGUGCAGCAGAAGGACGCACUCAUCGAAGAGCUGAACCUUCAGCUGCAUAACAGCAGGACGGCUCAGGAUGCGAGCGGAACCACCUUGUUCAAGAUGCAGCAGAUGAGCCGCGAUAUCGACGACCUUCGCUAUGCCGUGCAGGAGCGAGACUCGAUGAUCGCAGAGCUAAACGCCAGGAUGCAGAUCACUGGAGGAGGCAGCCUGUCCAGGAUCUCCAACAUCUCCGAGAGGGAAGCCGUCCUGCUUGAGCAGACAGAGCAGCUGCGCAGGGUCUGCUCGCAGCAGGCGGACAUGCAGCGGCAGCUCGAGCACCUCAAGAACUCGAUGGUAGACCAGCAGAGCUACAUCUCCCAGCAGUUCGACGAGCACAGGAAGUCUCGCUCGCUCGACAUGCAGCUCUCCGCUCAGUCGCAGCAGCUGGCGGCGAUCCAGCAGGGCCUGAACUCGCUGGGUCACGCGUCUAACGGGGGAGGAGGUGCCCACUUGGAGGAGCUCUCCAGACUCCAGCUUGGCAACCACGAAACCCCAGCUCAGCCUAGCAGCUCCAAGGACAUGUUCAAGAACCACGGCUCUAGUGUAGAGGUCGAUCGGAUCUCUGGGGGAAUCCUAACUGUCCCCAGCCCGUCGGAAUACAGUCAGUCAAUGGGUGUGCACGCGGCUGAGAUGAAGGCACUGAAGGCAAGCAAGGUCGCCAAGGCUGCUGCUGCCGCUGCGGCAGUCUCGAGGAAACACGCGGGGAAAGUGAACCUGAUCCCAACGGAGGUGACCAUGUAACGAGUCCUUGCGCCAUCUCUGCCUGUAUAAACUGGAGCUACGUC
Molecule: messenger RNA, 1556 nt
Organism: Guillardia theta CCMP2712
Lineage: Eukaryota; Cryptophyceae; Pyrenomonadales; Geminigeraceae
Exons: 3
Coding region: 49-1512 (487 amino acids)
Source: RefSeq, a predicted model, not a curated record